AUCAUAAGGAAUCGUCCAAUCCCAUCCGUAAAAACUAUAGGCGAGUUUGGGCGUUCGUUUUUCAGUUUAUAAAAACACGAAAAUCAUCUCAAAAAUAGAAAUUAAUAUAAACGAUGACUGACGUAGAAUGAAUUACGAGGAGAUCGUAGUUUCUUCGAUGGAGAGAAGUAAUGGCGAUUACGUGAGAUUAGAGGAGAAUUCAGGACAAGGAGAAACACCUGCAGAAUCUGUUCCCAAUCAAUCAUGGAAACGAUUUGUGAUGUGGGCAUCAUUGUGCGUUUUGUUGAUGAUUUUGGUUCUACUCUUUAUCAUCUGGGUCGGACCAUUAUUCACCAAAAAGGUGAUUGUUCCUAUUAUAAAAUGGGAAGUGGAAACAUUUAGCCCUCCAAGUUUGGCAAUGGUGAUUUUUGCAUCAUUGGCCAUAUUCCCGGUUGUGCUUUUGCCAUCGACACCGUCUAUGUGGAUGGCUGGGAUGGUUUUUGGUUAUGGGAUUGGAUUUCCUUUGGUUAUGGCCGGAGUUACUGUGGGUAUAUCCUUACCGUAUUUUAUUGGGUCUCUGUUUCAGAGCAGAGCUAAUGAAUAUCUGAAGAAGUAUCCUAAGGAAGCUUCUAUAUUAAGAGUGGCUGCUGAAGGAAAUUGGAUUCAUCAAUUUCGAGCUGUUUCUUUGAUCAGAAUUUCUCCGUUUCCCUAUCCUAUUUUUAAUUACGCUGUUGUUGCCACGGAUAUUGUUUACAGUGCUUAUUUCUUGGGAUCAUUGGUGGGCGUAGUACCUGAUGUAUUAAUCGCUUUGUACAGUGGGAUUUUUAUCGGCUCCAUUGCAGAUGCAGCACAAGAUCCAGAAUCCCAUUCGACAUUGCAUCUAAUCUUCAAAGUUGUUGGAUUCUCCGUGGCUGUUGCUGCCACAGUUGUUAUUGGCCUUUACACUAAAAAGCGACUGGAUCAACUACAAGAAGGGGCCUAAUGAAGCAGUAUUUUUGUCAUUGUAAUUGGAUCGCCUUUAAUGCUGACACUGAAUUAGAUCUUCAUAGUUUAACCACAGGUUUUAGACGCAGGGCUCAUUAUUUCACUAAGUCUUUCAAUGGCAAUUUUGUUACUAGCAAUACUAUACAUAUCCAUUAUAAGUACAUAUUUGUAUUUAUCAUCAUGUAAUUGAAUAUUAUUUUAUCUUAAUUCAAAAUUAUUCAAUUAUAUAAUA
Mangifera indica (mango) is the source of this 1195-nucleotide messenger RNA. Its product is annotated as TVP38/TMEM64 family membrane protein YtxB-like. Bases 128 to 961 code for a protein of 277 amino acids. The record is from RefSeq and is a predicted model, not a curated record. Lineage: Eukaryota; Viridiplantae; Streptophyta; Magnoliopsida; Sapindales; Anacardiaceae. The transcript is spliced from 4 exons.